GCCGUGUUGUACAAACACUCAUUUGUUUAUACUACUCGACAUAUCUGACUGCGUUGAGAAACAAUGUGGUGUCUUUACCUCUAAUUUGUGAUUACAACUGUCGGUCGGGUGAUCGAAGGUGUCAAAAUUUAGUGAAUGGUGUUUACGGUAAGAAUCAGUAAUUAGAACCUAUGUUAUAAGUCUUACAUUCAAACGUAACAAGCUCAUAACAGCUUAUCUUCUCCGAGGUGACGCACGCGCUUACAUAUUUCAUAAAGUUCCCUAGAAUAAGGCCACUGGCAUUCGAGCUUUGACAUCUUCGAACGGAGCCAACCCUGACGUAGUAAAACAACAUUUCGUGAGGGAAUCAUUCGACAACAAACUUUUAGAAAGUUGAUCAGUGUUAUAUCAACAUUAUCGACGGAAAUCACGGGAUUUUUACCUUGUAAUCAAAUCUGGAGACAAAAACGAACAAAAUGGUUCACGAGAGUGGCACCAAUUCACUGUACAAAAAGCAAGCGUUUACCAUCGAGAGCUUAGCAAAGAGUAGCCGGGACGAGAGUCCUAAAGAAGAUAUAACACCACCGAGAGGUGAGCCAUUAUUCCGCGGCAUCAACAGGAGUCUGGAAGGAAUCACGUUUGGAUGUAUACCUCAAUUCUCUCUGACCUCACCUAACCUUGACCGUCUGACCCCCGUAUCGGAUCCGGGGUACAAGUCGCUAAACAGCACACCAUCUAAGUCAGAGGAUGUUCCGUCCAAACGCCGUCGCUGCAGUUCCGGAAGUGACGAGGCGCCAAACAGAGCUAUACCCAGCAACAGUAGCAGCACCAGUGACGUCAGCUUUGACUCCAUCAGUCCAUAUACGUCCGACACUGACGCCUGUUCAGAUGACCAGAACCGGAGGAAGAAAGCCCGCACGGCAUUCUCUAGCGAACAGGUAUAUGGCCUAGAACAGCGCUAUCAGAUACAGAAGUACCUACCUUCAUCAGAGAGGAGUAGGCUGGCCAAGAAACUCACCCUCACAGACCAACAGGUUAAAACAUGGUUUCAAAACAGACGAAUGAAAGAGAAGCGCCAUCAACGGGAUGAAGAACAGGCGCGCAACUUUUAUCUACCGACAGGUGGCGUAGAUAUCGCACAACUACACGCGAUGGGGUUGCCAUGUCCUCCGCCCUACAAGGUCCAGUCUCCGACUGUUGGACACAUGUUCUCGUCUCCUAGCAACAACGCACUGCCGGGAUACCAGUUUCAUUCUCCGGUGCAUAUGGCGUCGUCUUCCAAUGGACAAGACCGUCUUCAAAUGCAUCCUAGUUAUUUGGGAUAUUCACCGAUUAUGGGAUCGCUACCUAUGUUUCCUAGACAAUCCGCGAUUUCCCGGCAUGCAUCUUCGGUACCAACACCAUUAACCAGCACACCCGUCUCAAAAUCGCCGACGUAUAUAUGUGAGACACGGGGACGUUCUCCAGCAUGACGUCAUUUGUUAUAAAAAAGGACUAAGUUCAAAUAUAUUUACAUAUGUUAUCAUAUUAACGUAUGAUUGUUAUUUAUUUUGUUAUUCAAGUUAAUGACGUUAUGGAUAUUGUUGAUGGUGCCAAACACUGAAGAGCGAAAGCUCUUAAAUAAAAUCGAAAUCUUUAAAUAACGUGUCAUUUCAUGUUUCUCGCUGUACUUAAACUAGGAUGCUUUCAAAUUUUGAAUUACUG
Molecule: messenger RNA, 1683 nt
Organism: Mizuhopecten yessoensis (Yesso scallop)
Lineage: Eukaryota; Metazoa; Mollusca; Bivalvia; Pectinida; Pectinidae
Product: homeobox protein vent1-like
Exons: 3
Coding region: 456-1451 (331 amino acids)
Biological process (GO): cell differentiation; regulation of transcription by RNA polymerase II
Cellular component (GO): nucleus
Molecular function (GO): RNA polymerase II cis-regulatory region sequence-specific DNA binding; DNA-binding transcription factor activity, RNA polymerase II-specific
Source: RefSeq, a predicted model, not a curated record